AUGGGACAUCAGCAGUGUUGCUUUGCGCUCAUUUCGGGAGCCUCGGGCAAGUGGAGACCCUCGCCUUUCACAGACCCCAUGGUUGCAGCGCUAUGUGUGAAAGACUGCUUCUGUAACCUGCACCACAGCAACAGCAAGAACGGGAUGAAGAGCAAGACGAAAGAGAGAGCAGGGAGGGGGGGAGACUUUUUCAAAACGCCGUCCUUCCUAGCCAAGGCAAUAAACCCAGAGUGGGUGGAGCUCCACAAAUCCAGAGGCUAUGAGAGUGAUGCCCACAAGUUGUUCAUGAGAGCAACAGUGUUGGUGGCGGACCUUUUGAUUUACCUUCCUGCUGUGGUCUUGUACUGUAUGUGUCUCGGCGAUGGCUCUCCACGUAAAAAGACCUCUGUUCUCCUGUGCACUCUGCUGUAUCCCGGCCUGAUUCUGAUAGACUAUGGGCAUUUCCAGUACAACGGGGUGAGCCUGGGUUUGGCCUUGUUGGCUGUUCUGGCUUUGGGUCUGGGUUGGGAUGCUCUGGGCUCCAUGUUCUUCUGUCUGGCUCUAAGCUACAAACAGAUGGAACUUUACCACGCACUUCCUUUUUUCUGCUACCUGCUGGGAAAGUGUUUCAAACAAGAAAGCGUGUGGAAAGGGUUGUUCUUGUUGGUGAGAAUCAGCGUUACAGUGCUACUGACUCUUGCUCUGUGUUGGCUGCCCUUCUUGUCUGAUCCCAGCCAGGCCUUGCAGGUGCUCAGAAGAAUAUUUCCUGUGGCUCGCGGCCUGUUUGAGGAUAAGGUGGCCAACACAUGGUGCAGCUUGAACGUGUUGAUAAAGAUCCGGAGCAUUGUGUCCAGUGACUCGCAGCUCUACCUCAGUUUGGCUUGUACUGUGCUGGCAGUUCUACCGUCUUCACUUCGUCUUUUGACAAAACCCACAUUUUGGCAGUUCAAACUGGCUUUGGUCAACUCCUCGCUGGCGUUUUUCCUGUUUUCAUAUCAAGUCCAUGAAAAGUCCAUUCUCUUGGCCUCGUUGCCGGCCUGCCUUCUGCUGAGCGACCUUCCUCUCAUCGCCAUCUGGUUACUGCAGACUUCAACAUUCAGCAUGCUGCCGCUGUUUGUGAAAGACGGGCUGCUGGUGCCUUACGCCGUGACCUCGCUGGCCUUCCUAUACUUCAGCGUGUAUCUGCUCUCACCGCUGAGGCACUGUACGGAGCAGGAGCUGAGGAUUGAAGGCUACCGCAAGAUGCUGUUCUGUCUGCCAAAGCGCGACCUGGGAUGUGUGGUGAAGUGGAAGUUCUGCAUCAGCGUCCUGGCCAUGGUUGCUCUGAGCAUUGCCAGUGUGACAUCAUCGCCUCCACCACAUCUACCAGACUUGUUUCCGGUGCUCAUAUCUACGUUUUCCUUUAUGCAUUUUAUGGGAACAUACGUGUAUUUCAAUAUUGUCCAGUUUACAGAGCCACCCAGCAAGAAGAGCCAAAAGAAGACCAGCUAA
Molecule: messenger RNA, 1470 nt
Organism: Knipowitschia caucasica
Lineage: Eukaryota; Metazoa; Chordata; Actinopteri; Gobiiformes; Gobiidae
Source: the annotation of a GenBank genome assembly